Molecule: messenger RNA, 1732 nt
Organism: Oldenlandia corymbosa var. corymbosa
Lineage: Eukaryota; Viridiplantae; Streptophyta; Magnoliopsida; Gentianales; Rubiaceae
Source: the annotation of a GenBank genome assembly
GUUCUCUCUUUAAACCGACGACUUUAGCUAGCGUUGACUUCGUGAUUUGGGGAAUAUGUAAUAAUGCAAAUAUAUAAGCAAAAUAAUAAUAAUAAUAAUAAUAAUGCAAAUAUAUAAACCUCGUAAACUUUUUAUUAGUAAGAUUCACCCAAGAAUUAAUACAUAGAUAUAGAGUCCCCAAAGAAUUCAAACAAAACCAGAGAGAGCUAGCUAGUUUGGAAGAUCAAAUUAAGCAAAGAAAAUUAUGGCUCCGCCACCAUCCACCGCAGUGCCACCCCUAGUAGGCUUACUUGUGAGGAUAGUGACGCUUGUUUGCCUACUCGUUUCAAUAGUGGUCCUCGUUACCACCUCUUAUACUGACACAACCGGCGACGAAGUCUCCAAACUCAAAUUCAGCGAUUUCUAUGCCUAUCGGUACCUUCUUUCUGCUUCAGUAGUUGGUCUAGCCUAUAGUUUUCUUCAAACGGCUUUGACUGUACUCCUGGUUACCACCGGAAACCGGAUCGGGGCCGAUAGCAUGCUUCUGUUCGAUUUCUACGCUGACAAGGUGAUAUCAUAUGUAGUCGCGACUGGAGCUGCUGCAGGUUUUGGACUAUCUGUGGAUUUAAAGCGUCUGCUAAACGCAGUAGAUACCUCAGAACUGAACACUUUUCUGCACAAGGCCGAAGCCGCUGCCAGUCUUUGCCUUCUGGCCUUUGUGCUUACCGCACUCUCUUCUAUUUUCUCUUCCUUGUCCCUCCCAAAGCGGGUUCAGUAAAUCAUUUUUCCAAUCCCCUUCCCAACUCAAAAAGUCUACAGAACAAAUUAAACACCGAUUCAUUUGUUCGAUCGGGCCGGUUUUUUACUGUAACUUUUAAGGUUUGUACUUGCGUUUUUAUUUCAUGUAUCAUUCGCGCGUGUUCUAUAUAUGUUGUGCUUGAGAACAUUGAAGCUUCUUGUUGUUGACUUUCCACUGGUAUUGUUUGUAUCUAUGUAUUUUGAGAAUUUGUUAAGUAUCAGAAAGAUUUACUUCAUUAUUGAAUUUGUAUUUGACACAUAAAUUAAUUAUUAAAUAAUUAUUUUCUGAAGUUAUAUACAAAGUCUAAAACGACUUAAAUUUUUUUUGAAUAUAUUAUGCAUCCGGUGUCCAAAAUUAUUGCUCCGACUAAUCCGAAUUCGAGUCGGGUAGGUCCUUUUCAGGAGACAAAACUCUCCCAACAAAUAUUAUAAUCACUGUUGUAUGCCUAUGUCCAGGUUUGAACUCAGGUCAUAGUUAAACUGGUCCAAUACUUUUACCACUUGGACCAAUGUUGAUAAAACGACUUGAAAUGGAGGGAGUAUUGAGUGUAUGAUCAUGGUUAUUUUGGUCCUUUUGAGUACGCAUUGAAUUCAAGGUGCUAGUAAAGUUUGAUUAUGUAUUAUUUGAUUCAUGCAUGCAAACUGAAGUAAACGAAUUUUUUUUAAUCAUAUGGAUGACAAAUAAUCUUUCAAAAACAAUGUAGAUGAUUAAUAAUAAUUGUUGAGGCGUCUGAUUUUAGGAUAAAAUCAAGCCAAAUAAGGAAGCGGGGGGACCGUUUAAAUCAAAUAAAGGAUAUGAAGUUCUGAACAAAUCAACAUAAAUUAUUGGACAAACAAAGAUGAAGAAACAACCUUACAUCAAUUAAUUGCACAGUGUGAAAAUAGAAAUAAAUGCACGCAAGCCACCCGGACAAAAAUCAUAAUCAAGUGAAUGUUUUCACACUCUGUGCUGACU